Morone saxatilis (striped sea-bass) is the source of this 5641-nucleotide messenger RNA. RefSeq names its product itchy E3 ubiquitin protein ligase b (gene itchb). Lineage: Eukaryota; Metazoa; Chordata; Actinopteri; Moronidae. Gene Ontology annotation, biological process: protein K48-linked ubiquitination; protein K63-linked ubiquitination; ubiquitin-dependent protein catabolic process. The record is from RefSeq and is a predicted model, not a curated record. The transcript is spliced from 24 exons. Gene Ontology annotation, molecular function: ubiquitin protein ligase activity; protein binding. The coding region runs from base 181 to 2838 and encodes 885 amino acids.
CCUUGUUUCGGUCACGUGACGUGAGCUUACGAAGAUGGUGGAAGUUUGUUCUUCCUUGAAGUGAAGCCCCGACUGAAACCUAAACAUCCUGCACUCCGAGGGCUGGGAGUCCACCGCAGCGCGACCACUUCGGUUACACAGCCUCCCUUCGGACCCGGGCCUUCAACCCAGCCCUAUGUCAUGGAUGGUGGAGUCACCAAGUCGGGCACUUCCAACGGUUACCCUAUGAAGGCACAGCUACAAAUCAUUGUGCUAUCAGCAAAACUAAAAGAGAACAAGAAAAACUGGUUUGGUCCCAGUCCUUAUGUGGAGGUGACAGUCGACGGCCAGUCCAAGAAAACAGAGAAAUGCAACAACACCCACAGCCCUAAAUGGAAGCAGCCGCUCACUGUGAUCGUGACUCCAUUCAGCAAACUGGUGUUCCGGGUGUGGAGCCACCAGACCCUGAAGUCAGACGUGUUGCUAGGCAUGGCCACGCUGGACGUCAGUGACACGCUCAAGACUAAUGACAUGAAAAUCUCUGAGGUGGUGCAGACCUUACAGCUGUGUGCAGACAGAGACCAGUCAGACGUGGUGGGAGACCUGUCUGUCUGCCUUGACGGCAUGACUGUCGACCCCGAGAUGUUUGCCACGGCCGAGGCUGACCAUCACAGUCAAUCAAAUGGGGAAUCGCAACCAAACGGGGAUCAUGCCAUAAAGCGGAGUCGAGACAGCUCUCCAGCUGUGGACGUCGUAGAGCACAGGUCUUCUCCCAGCGGCCGGAGGUCAGUGAACAGCACAGGGUCUCCCUCGGUGUCGUCAGGGAGCUCGAGGCCUCUCCGACCACCCAGGCCCUCCAGACCUCCCCCUCCAACCCCCCGCAGACCCACCUCUUCUCCAGCAUCUUCCAGCAACGGCUCUGCACCGGCUGAUGGCAGCGAUGGUCAGUCAGGUUCCGAAACACCCGUGCGAACGCCGGUCCCAGGACCCUCAUCAGCCCCAGACUCAAGUCCAUCAGCAGGCUCAGCCACAUCAGUGUCCAGCUCUGGAGCUGCAGCAACCAGACAGCCAACCAGCAGCAACACACCUGCUGUCACACCCAGGGUCCCCGCUGUCAAUGCUGGACCGCUGCCCCCUGGGUGGGAGCAGCGGGUGGAUCAGAACGGCAGGUUGUAUUUUGUUGAUCACGUGGAAAAGAGAACGACAUGGGAGCGCCCUGAACCACUGCCCCCUGGCUGGGAGCGUCGCGUAGACCAGAUGGGGCGGGUCUACUUCGUUGAUCACAUCACGCGAACCACCACGUGGCAGCGCCCCACAAUGGAGACGGUGCGUAACUACGAGCAGUGGCAGCACCAGCGCAGCCAGCUGCAGGGCGCCAUGCAGCAGUUCAACCAGAGAUUCAUCUUCGGGCUACAAGACCAGGUCUCAGCCACCCAGAAUAAGGAGUUUGAUCCUCUCGGGCCUCUGCCGCACGGAUGGGAGAAGAGAACGGACACAAAUGGCAGAGUUUAUUUUGUACAUCACCCUACGCGGACAACACAGUGGGAGGACCCAAGAACACAGGGGUUGCUUAAUGAGAAAGCACUUCCAGAGGGCUGGGAGAUGAGAUUCACUGUAGACGGUAUUCCCUACUUCGUAGACCACAACAGGAGAACGACCACCUACAUCGACCCUCGCACUGGAAAAUCCUCACUUGAAAACGGACCUCAGAUCACCUACGUUCGAGACUUCAAGGCCAAAGUACAGUACUUCAGAUUCUGGUGCCAGCAACUGUCAAUGCCUCAACACAUCAAGAUCACGGUAUCCAGAAAAACCCUGUUUGAGGACUCCUUCCAGCAGAUAAUGAGCUUCAAUGCUCAAGAUCUGCGAAGAAGACUAUGGAUUAUCUUCCCUGGAGAAGAAGGCCUCGACUACGGUGGCGUCGCCAGGGAGUGGUUCUUCCUGCUCUCCCAUGAGGUUCUGAACCCCAUGUACUGCCUGUUUGAGUAUGCCGGUAAAGAUAACUACUGUCUCCAGAUCAACCCUGCUUCCUACAUCAACCCUGACCACCUCAAGUAUUUCAAGUUCAUAGGACGCUUCAUUGCGAUGGCUCUUUUCCAUGGCAAGUUCAUCGACACUGGUUUCUCACUGCCAUUUUACAAGCGCAUCCUAAACAAGCCGUUGGCCCUCAAAGACCUAGAGUCAAUAGACCCAGAGUUCUACAACUCCCUCAUGUGGAUCAAGGAUAAUGACAUUGAGGAGUGCGGGCUGGAGAUGUUCUUCUCCGUUGACAAAGAGAUCCUGGGGGAAAUCUCCACCCAUGAGCUGAAACCAGGGGGAGGAGACAUCCAAGUCACAGAGGAGAACAAGGAGGAGUACAUCAGGCUGGUCGCAGAGUGGAGGCUGUCCAGAGGAGUGGAGGAGCAGACACAGGCUUUCUUUGAAGGCUUCAACGAGGUCCUCCCUCAGCAGUACCUGCAGUACUUUGAUGCUAAAGAGCUUGAGGUGAUGCUGUGUGGUAUGCAGGAGAUCGACCUGGCAGACUGGCAAAGAAACACCAUCUACAGACAUUACGCUCGAAGCAGCAAACAGAUCAUAUGGUUCUGGCAGUUUAUUAAGGAGAUGGACAAUGAGAAGAGGAUGAGGCUGCUGCAGUUUGUCAGCGGUACCUGUCGUCUGCCAGUAGGAGGCUUUGCUGACCUUAUGGGAAGCAACGGUCCCCAGAAGUUCUGUAUUGAGAAGGUGGGAAAAGAAAACUGGCUUCCCAGAAGUCACACAUGCUUCAACAGACUGGACUUGCCGCCCUACAAGAGCUACGAGCAAAUGAAGGAGAAGCUGAUGUUUGCCAUCGAGGAGACGGAAGGCUUCGGACAGGAGUGAGAGAACCAAGGAGAAGUUUAAAUAGUGGGUGCAGGAGUCUGAAGGAAUAAAGACGACUAGUGUUCAAUUCAGGGAGCCUCUUAAGUAAAGGGCGGGUGUUUCGUGUGUUUGUGCUCAUGCAUGCACGCACACACCUGUGUGGUACUUCUAAGGGUGUGUGUGUGAGACUGUUGCCUGCAUGUUGUUGCAAAGGAGCUGGGAUUUCGCGUCUACCGUGUACACCAUGCUCGCAGCAGGCCUCUCAAUGCUUGAUUGGUACGUGAACAUUUUGUCUUCUUUUGAACCAAAACAAGGAGGCUGCUCCCAUCUCUUAGAAUGUGCGGCAAAUUAUGCAUGGGAUCCUGAAAACUCACCCUCUAUGACAUCUGUUUAAUGGGACUUCUGUAGUUUCCCCUCCCCCAUUCACACACGAUCAUGUAAUGGCCCUGGCCUUGGGGGUUACAGUCAAAAUCUCAUAACCAGAAGGGUCACAGGUUCUUGUCAAGGUGUCUUUGACUACCUGAUUUCCUCUUAAGUUGCUCUGCAUUAAAGCAUCUGGUGAAUGUCAAAGUGUUACAUUUUAAGGGAAGAUUGAGAGGGUGUGUUUUUUCUAAAAUAGGGUUAACUUUCACCAAAAACAAAACUUUGUUGCUCUAAGAUUGUUUGUUGCAUCCACUUUUAUAGCAUCAUCCACAUCAUUUUCACUCCAUCAUCAUAUCCUCAAAUCUCUCACACCUUCUUCGUCUCGACUCAUGACUUAAGUAGAUGUUUUUUCUAAGUGAACAGUAACAUGGCAAUAUAAGAUGAUAGCUUUGACUUAGUCAAUAUAUACAAAGGGGUGCUCCAAUUUAACGCUUAAAUAACAAUCUUGGUGCUUCAAAGACAUUUGGGAGACAUGCUUAAUAUAAGUAACGAGAGCUACAGUUUUGUACUCUGGGUUCUAUAGUAUUUGAUCUGUGAAUCACUUAAUGAUUGUGAAAAGUGUUGUGACCUCCAUUAUUUAUAGUGGUGGUAAAUUUGGAAGACUUUUGCAGAACUUUAACUGACCCUAGUUUUAUAGGGCCGGAGUUUGUACACUGUGAUGUGGAGCCAGGCGUCUUGGAUUAGAGUGUUCUGAGAGAAGUUAUUCAUCUCAAUAUCAAAGACAUUUGACACCUUGUUUGUUUUAAUUCACGGUCUUGUUAGAAGCAAGAUCCUGAAGAUGAAGUAUUUUAAAGUGGUGUUCAAUGUAUUCAGUACUCAAGAUGGAUGAGUGAAAAAACACCAAAUGCAAGUCAAACCAAAUCCAUUUUAUUUAGUUUAGGUAAAAUCUUAAUGCAUGUAGCUCCUUGUACACAUGUAGCAUUUGAAGGUGAGUGAUGUACGUUAUUUUAACUCGUCCUUGCCCCACAGCAAACCACAAAAUCAUUACGAAAAACAAAUAUGAUUUUUAUUCAUUUAAAAAGCUCUGUCAGAAAGAUGCAGUGCCGUACUUCAAACGUUUGCCUUCCCUUAGUCACAUUUUAUGUAUUUUCACUUCAUAAGUCUUUUUCAGUUUUACAAAGACACUGCUUCCAAAUUAAUUUGUGAGACAUACAAUGAAAUAAUAUGUGUGGCUAUGUUUUCCUUUUUUAAGAUGUGUUAAGAUAUGAUUUUAGGUAAAGAUUCUUACUGGGGUGUUGCUUAAGGAUCCCCAAAACAGCUUAUUUUGUGUGCGUACAAAGAAUCCCCCAAAUGCUUUACCAAUGUGAUAUCCCAACAUUGAGUCUUUAUAUUAUAAUUGCAAAUGCAUGUUUGGUUUGGCUGCAAGUACACCACAUCUGAUCAACAGUACCAGAGUUAAAGAAGAAAAUGAAUCCAGUGUAUCUAUUUGAAAUAAAAACACCAGGUAGUGUAGUCGCUCAUUUUGGAGUGUCCUUUUGAAUUAAUUAAUUACACGCUGAAAGGACAGGCUGGUUACUGAGCAAUAUUAGAUUCUGGUGUUGUUAGUCUGACAAAGCACAGCACUUUUAAAAAUAAAAAUCUCUCCAAUCUUUUCUUUUCCUGCAGCAUGUGGGGCAUGCAGUCCUGGUUGUUAGUAACUCUAGGCUCUUAGUUUCCACAUGCACUGUGAGAUGGUCUUUGGUGUUUGUCAUUAGCCUUCAGGUAGCCUUAUUUCCACACUCAGGCAUCAGGUAUCCUUUUUUAGCAACUUGAUGCCAGCAGAGAGGAUCGAUCACGUGGGCUUUAUGGUCAAAUGAAUACUCUGGACUCUGGUCAGUCCUUCUUGACCUUUGCCGUGGAGAAGUAACCAGACCAAGAGGAGUUGGAUAAGUUCUUUAGAAGAAACUGCACCAAUGUGGAAAAGCUGUAAGAUUUUAGCUGAUGACACAAAGCCUGUUUCAAUAGGUUAUUGUGACUUCACCUGUGAUAGCAACUACUGACACAAAAUCAGUGUAAUAUAAUGAAUGUAUCAUGAUGAAAGGUUGAUUGGUAAAGUUGCCUAUUUACAGUUUUGCCUCAGAUUGUUACCCCUGAUGCAGAGUGUUGUUUUAAUCUUGUUGUGGGUCGACCACAUAUUAAAAUCCCGGGGACAUGGUAGUUAAGCAAAUAUGUAAAUAUCAUAAUUCACUGCUUUUUUUUGUUGUUCUCUAGAAUUUUCCAUGUACGACUAAACCACUGUCACUCUCCUGUAUAUGAAAACAAGUUGUAAAUGGUGUCAAUAACAAAUUUUCUUUUGUAAAAGAAAGGUUUUAAUAAGAGGUUUAUGGUAACACUAUAUUUUCUUUUCCCUGGUUAAUUUCUGAUGUACAUGAAAGAUGUGUAAUAUAGAAAUUGUCACCUUAAUAAAUUAAAUUAAAAAAUG